Messenger RNA from Topomyia yanbarensis, 1995 nucleotides. RefSeq lists its product as uncharacterized. The record is from RefSeq and is a predicted model, not a curated record. The transcript has a single exon. Gene Ontology annotation, molecular function: nucleic acid binding. Lineage: Eukaryota; Metazoa; Arthropoda; Insecta; Diptera; Culicidae. Bases 1 to 1995 code for a protein of 664 amino acids.
AUGUUGCCUCUAAUUGGCGAAACGUGGUCCACGGCCGCUCGAAGACUCAACGCUGUGGAAAAACGCUUCCGUGCCGACGCUUCUCUUCGCUCCAGUUACGUGCAGUUCAUGGAAGAAUAUCAGCAGCUCAGUCACAUGGAGGAGGUGCAGACUCGCGUCGCGUUGCCCCAGUUUUUCUUGCCCCACCACGCAAUCUCUCGUCCCGAUUCAUCAACCACAAAAACAAGAGUCGUGUUCGAUGGGUCAUGCAAGAGUAGCAAUCAUCUUUCAUUGAACGACUUGCUGCUUACAGGUCCAACGGUACAACCUACUCUCUUGGCCAUCGUUCUCAACUUUCGCCUCCAUCGAUACGUCAUGACAGCGGACAUAGAAAAAAUGUACCGACAAAUCUUGGUACAUCCCGACGAUCGACCACUACAACAAAUACUUUGGCGCCAGCAUGAGGCCGAUCCUAUUAGACAGUACCGUUUAAACACUGUUACUUACGGUACCUCAUGUGCGCCUUUUCUCGCGACAAGGACUCUGAACCAGCUUGCAGAAGACGACGGCAAGGAUUUUCCACUAGCAGCGCCGAUCGUGAGGGAAGGCUUCUAUGUAGACGAUCUGCUGAUUGGAUCCGACAGCGUGGAAGCCAUAGUGGAAUCAAGUAAACAGUUGAUCAGUUUACUCAGCCGAGCGGGAUUCCCACUCAGGAAGUGGAGUGCCAACCACCCGGCCAUUUUAGAACACAUUCCGGAAAAGGACCGUGAAACGUUAACAGUACUAGAGCUUGACCAAUCACCUUCAAUUAAAACUCUGGGUCUUUUAUGGUUUCCAUCGGAUGAUACGUUCGGUUUCAAGGUUCCUCAGCUACCAAAACUUGACAGAGUGACUAAACGCAUCGCUCUCUCUGAGAUGUCUCAACUUUUCGAUCCUUUGGGCCUCGUCGGACCAGUAGUCGCCAGUGCCAAAAUGUUCGUUCAGCAGUUGUGGCAAGAGAAUCUGAAUUGGGACGAUGAGCUUCCGAAUAAGUUACAAUCCUGGUGGCUGUCCUUCCGAGCAUCCAUUGGAGUCAUAAACAAUCUUCGUGUGCCUAGAUGGGUUCUAGGCUCUCCUUCUGAUUGCUACGAUCUUCAUUGCUUCACGGAUGCUUCUGAGAAGGGAUACGGGUGCUGCAUUUACGUCGUUUCAACUGCCGAUAGUACAAAAGCAAGCCACCUUCUUAUCGCCAAGUCUCGUGUAGCUCCAGCAGGUGGGCUCAGUAUUCCACGUUUGGAACUGUGUGCUGCUGUCCUGGGAAGCCAAUUAGCUGAUAGUGUUCUCAAUUCGACUAAAUUUACUGGAAAGGUGACGUUUUGGACAGAUUCCACCAUUGUCCUUCACUGGAUAACUUCCCCACCUUCUACAUGGAAGGUAUUCGUGUCAAGCCGCAUCGCAGAAAUUCAACGGCUUACUAAGAACUUCCAGUGGCGUCACAUCCCUACCACAGACAAUCCAGCAGAUCGAAUAUCAAGAGGAGCAGAGCCCCAGCAGCUACUGCAGGAUAUUCUUUGGUGGAGUGGACCACCUUGCCUGUUACUUUCAGCGGAAGAUUGGCCAGAUUCAAUUUUCGCAUUGUCACCAUCUAUGAUUGAGCAGCAAGUGACCGAACGCAAGUCAACCGUGGCCCUUCAUGUGCAUUCUCCUGAUGAUUCACUGAUCCAUGCAUAUUCAGAACUUGCUCCACUGCUGAGGAUUACAGCUUACUGCAAGCGAUUCGCAUCUAACUGUAGAGCUGCCAAACAAGAUCGUAAUUCAGGAAUGAUAACGCUACACGAAUACGAUAAUGCUCUAAAAUCGCUCAUCAGCCUUUCGCAACAAACUGCCUUCAACGUGGAGCUGCAAUACUUGCGUUGUCAAGAUGGAGGCAAACGUUCACUAAGGGAUGCUCAAUUUAAGUCGCCCAUCAAGAACCUCGAUUUGAUGUUUGAUUCAAUUGGUCUACUUCGCAUCCAUGGACGUCCCAACAAACAUUAG